UCCUCGAUUCUACGCAACCCCCCCACCAAUCCGAACAAUGAUCUCACGGUCGGCGAUUGGAAGAAAUGCGCAGCUUGCCCUUCGUCGGCAAUGCUGCGCCCAGCCGGCUAACCGCCGCGGUUUCGCUGCUGCCGUCUCCGGAUCAACUUCAUUCUCGUACGAGACUGCGGAUGUUGGCGGUGUCAAGGUAGCCAGCAGAGAUAUCGCUGGCCCAACUACGAAGCUCGCUGUCGUUGCCAAAGCGGGGACGAGAUACGAAUCGGCCCCAGGGGUGGCCACAGGUCUUGAGUACUUUGCAUUCAAGAACACCGACAAGCGCUCUGCCCUUCGGAUCACAAGAGAGUCCGAGCUGCUUGGAGGUCAAUUGACUGCAUACCACACGAGAGAGGCCUUGGUUGUCGAGGCCAACUUCCUGCGAGAAGAUCUGCCAUACUUUACCGAAUUGCUUGGUGAAGUCAUCUCUCAGACCAGAUACACUUCCCACGAAUACCACGAGGAGGUCGAGGCUCGCCUCCACCUCGAGCAGAAGCGUAUAUUCGCCGAUGCGUCUCAUAUCGCAAUCAACUCAGCACACGGGGUCGCAUUCCACAAAGGCCUUGGAAACCCACUGUUCCCAUCCCCAUCAACCCCCCUGAGCAAGUACUUGAACGAGGAAUCCAUCAAAGCAUUCGCUUCCAGCGCUUACGCCAAGCCAAAUAUCGCUGUCGUUGCCAACGGUGCUAGCCAGGCCGAAUUGGCCAAAUGGGUUGGCGAAUUCUUCACCAAUGUCCCAGGCUCCUCUUCAACUGUAUCGAGCGAAGCGACAAAAUACUACGGUGGAGAGGAACGUACUGCACACGGCUCUGGCAACAGCUUGGUUAUCGCCUUCCCAGGAUCCAGUUCUUUCACAGCUGGUGGAUCCUACAAGCCCGAAGUCUCGGUUCUCGCAGCUCUGCUCGGAGGUAAAUCUACCAUCAAGUGGUCUCCAGGUUUCUCCCUUCUCUCGAAGAGUUCUGCAUCCUUCCCUGGCGCCAGCGCCGCAACGUCCCACUUUGCCUACUCUGACGCGGGGCUUUUGGCAAUUGAGUUCAGCGGCUCUGCGCAAGCCAUCCGUGCUGCAUCCACUGAGGCUGUCAAGGCCCUCAAGAGCAUCGCUGAAGGUUCCAUUAGCAAGGAAGACUUUACCAAGGCCGUUGCCCUUGCGAAGUACCGAGCGUUAGAGGAAGGCCAAAACUUUGAGGCUGGUCUUGUCUCGACCGGCACCGGUCUUAUCCACGGUGGAAAGGCCUUCCAGAUUGACGAGGUUGGCAAGAGUGUCGAGUCUGUGACUGCUGACCAACUGCAAUCGGCAGCGAAGGCCCUGUUGGAGGGCAAGGCGACUGUUUCGGCCGUUGGAGAUCUGUAUGUACUGCCCUACGCAGAGGAGCUUGGCCUCAAAGUAUAG
This is a messenger RNA of Amorphotheca resinae ATCC 22711, 1423 nucleotides long. RefSeq lists its product as hypothetical. Lineage: Eukaryota; Fungi; Ascomycota; Leotiomycetes; Helotiales; Amorphothecaceae. Gene Ontology annotation, molecular function: metal ion binding. Gene Ontology annotation, cellular component: mitochondrion. The coding region runs from base 38 to 1423 and encodes 461 amino acids. The transcript has 4 exons. The record is from RefSeq and is a predicted model, not a curated record.